Molecule: messenger RNA, 679 nt
Organism: Aspergillus heteromorphus CBS 117.55
Lineage: Eukaryota; Fungi; Ascomycota; Eurotiomycetes; Eurotiales; Aspergillaceae
Exons: 1
Coding region: 97-489 (130 amino acids)
Source: RefSeq, a predicted model, not a curated record
CAUCUAGACUCGAUUCGACUCGACCUGCAACCUAUUUCACGCCCGUCCAUUGGUGCCCCCGGAUCGGCAAUCGGGCCCCGUUGUCACCGGCUGGGAAUGCGCCCGUUGCUGGGACCUCACCACCUGGAUACCUGCCUGUCUGGCGGAGACGCCGUACGGUAUGCGGCAUUCGGGCAGGUAUUCGCGAGGGAUCGCCUGCGAAUACGGCACCCAUCGAGACAAGACUGGGGUGGUAGCUAUCUAGCUGGUAGAUACGGAGUAGAGCGAACAAAUAGGCUCGCACCUUGGGAAACCCAGUCGCAUCUUUGGGCGCCUCACGCCUCUCCUGUUUCAUCUUAUCCCGCUGGCCUGGCGGCUCGCGUUUCAGGUCCCACCACCACGCUGCGCUUCUUUGUCGCCGCUCCACUCGACAUGCCUGGCCCAAGAAUGAAGGCGCCCUCGACUUCGACCGAUUCGCCUGGUGCCUGCAGUGGCCAGUCUGCCAAUUAGUGUUGCCGCCGGUGAAUGGCCCAUUGACCAGCGCCGGGAAGAGUGGGCUGGCCGCUGCUGUUAUUAUUAUUAUAUCGCCCGGCCCCAGGCCUCGUCAUGCAUUGACAUAUUUCACUUUGCCUGCACAUUCUCUGCCUUUCUUCUUCUUGGUCCCUGCCGGACCGUUUACCAUCUUUCUUUCGCGAUUGAU